Messenger RNA from Guillardia theta CCMP2712, 3426 nucleotides. RefSeq lists its product as hypothetical. The transcript is spliced from 22 exons. Lineage: Eukaryota; Cryptophyceae; Pyrenomonadales; Geminigeraceae. The coding region runs from base 1 to 3426 and encodes 1141 amino acids. The record is from RefSeq and is a predicted model, not a curated record.
AUGAGGCGACAAGAGCUGCAGCUGACGCAUGUGCCGGUCAAGAUCACAGAAUCUGGCGCAGGGAAUCCUGCACUGUCGGAGCAGUCAGAGGAGGUCAAGUGCCUGAUGGAAGAGCUUGAGGGAUUGAAGACGAAGAUUGUAGUGCUGCAAGGAAACAUCCCAGCAGAGGAGCUGACCAACCAGUACCUCUUGCUGGCUGAGAUCCUCCAACAAGAGCGACAGUACUCCAAAAGUUUGCAGGCCGAGACUGAGACCCUCCGCAAUGAAAUCCUAGACCGAAUCAAGUCACUCGAAUCCGAGGCAGAAGACCUCUGCUGGAAAAGAAAUGAGGCCAUCGCCUCGGAAAAUAAUGAUAGCCGAGUGAGAGCACUCGAGAUGAGCCUCAACUCCAUGCGAGCUGAGAGGUUCAAGCUCGAACACGCUCUUGUUAAAGCUGAGCUCGCUUUGCUCAAAGUCUCAUCUUUCCAUGUUUCUUUCGGUGAUCGAGAGGCAUCAGAUGUCGUCCAAGAGCUCUGCGAACAGCUGUUGUCUGAAAGGCUGGAUCAUCUCAGAUCGCUGGAUCUCAUCAGGACAUUCUACGAGCAAUCGAACAAUGUCAUGAAUGCUGACUGCAAGCAAACUCUCGAGUAUGCUCAAAGGCUGCUGCAAGAAUCUUGCAACAGGCUAAACUCACCUACCCCACACUUUCGCAACGAGCAAGAUGGAAAGGUCUCCAUGCUGCAGCUACACUACAGGAACGCAAUGGAGGAGGACAUGAAGAAGCUUGCUGUGAAGAAGCAGAAGCAGCGAGCUGUCGUUCAUGAGGAUGACAAGCAAGAGAUGGUCGAGGAGGCGAAAACUCGAGCGAGUUUGCAGCCGAACAUCUCUUGGGGAUCUCUUGAGCAAGCGGAAACAAGUAUAUCUUACAUCGAGCAUCUACUUGUGCGAUGUCGAGAGAGGUUUUCUGACUUGCUGUAUCGUCAAGCCCAACUUGAAGUCAAUCGCCUGCACCAUGUCAAUCCUUUCUUCUCUCUGCAUCGCUCGCUGACGGGGGCGCUCAAGGUCGACGGUCUGCAGCAUCCGCGUGAUGGUAGCCAAGACGCAGAGGGAAGAGACUUGACGGUAGAGGCGAUCAUGUCAGCCCUCAGCGCCUCCUUGGAGUCCUACCAGCAAGACGUCCACGAGCUGCAGGAGUCGCUUAUGAAGGAGCGCCAGCGAGGCGAGGAGCUGCAGUUGACGCACGUGCAGAUCCAACACUUGAGGAACCCAAACGAGGAACUCCGAAACCCCGUGACGUCUGCUCAUGCAACACCCGACGAGGAUCGCAAGAUGGUUGAGGCAAAGAAGUUGCGAGCAGAGCUAGCGCAGGAGAAGCUCAAGGUCGCCGUGAUGAGGCUCAAGUCGCAGCAGCAGAAUGUGCUCUUGUCUGGCAUCAUCUCCUCGCUCCAAGAUUGUCUAACCCAAGCUAAGGAUGAGGUGGGUCGAAAUCUGCUAGACAUCAAAAAUUCGCUCGAGAUGGCAGUCGCUGCUUACACAGAAGAAGCUGACGAGGAAGAAAAUCAGCGAGUCGUGAGAAUGUUCGGAAGCUUGUCUGAAUCAAGUUGUGGGAUGCUGCUGAAGAAUUACAUCGAAUGCCUGGAGGCUGAGAAUGAGAAGCUCUUCCUCCUAGCCCGCGAGCUCAAGGAGGAGAAAGGAGGUGGAGUUGAAGUUUCGUGUGCGCCCGACGAGAGUCAGGCAAGGAUCGACGCCAACAACACGUCAGAAGCAGCAGCGGAAGCAGAGGCUGCGAGCCGUGAAGAGAAGACGUUGAAGCAGCUGACGGACGAUGAGCAAGAAAGCUUCAGCAAGAGGAGCAGAAGAGAAUGUGAACGAGACAGUCAGCCAAGAGAUGUCAAGGAAAGAGAGAGAAGCACGGAGAUUACAAGAACAGAAAGAGAAGCGAGAGCUGGAGGAUUAGAUACUACAAGAGCAGGAGAAGAAGAGAGAAGGAGGUUGGAAGAGGAGGUGAUGGAGCUGAGAGACGCAUUCAAGAUUGAGAGAGAGUGGGAGCGCGCCGUUAGCUCCUUCCUGUCGCUCCAACUCGACGAGGCAAAUCGAUUGGUUGAGGUCGCGAACUCAGAUGCCGACAAUCUAGAAGAGGCGCUAGAGAUCGCCAUCCACGACGGAGCUCUUCGGGACUACAUCGCUGGGUUAGAGGAGGACUCAGAAGACGCAAAGAAGAAGCUGAGAAGCUUGGAGCAGCAACUCACUCACCUCUCAUGGCAGUUGAGACAGUCGGAGGUGGCGAACAAGAGUCUGUUUGAGCAGGUGCAAGAGCUCGAGCGAGAACGAGAGACAUUCAAGAUUGCAGCAAAGGAGAAGACGAGGAAGUCCCAAGCCCGUCCGACCGUCACGUCGAACAGGCGGGCAAGGGAAAUGGGAGUAGACGUCAGCUAUGAAGGAGAUGAGAUGCAUGACGAUCACUGCAAAGCUGCUAUGAUGAGCGAGGAUCUUGAAAACUUCCGGAAAGAGGGAGUAGAGCAUGCAAAUAAGAUGUCUCAAUCAGUCUUGAGGUCUCAGAUUGAAGAGCUUCAGGCAGAUCUUCACCUCAGCAACUCAAACAUGGAGCUCAUGUUUGAAGAGAUGGAAGGAAUGAGACAUCAAAUGCGAACUCAGACCAACGACAUGCAGCAAACAUCUUUUGCUAUUGGUGCUAUCGAGUCUCUCGUCCUGCAGAUCGCUUCCUCCCUACACCUUGUACUUCUCUGUCCGUCACUUCAAAACCGAGAACAUGACGAGACAUUACAAUCCUCGAGAAUUGCACGUCAGGUGGAGAGUUGCAUUCGCAUGCUCGACGACGCAUCAACUUAUCUUCGCGCGGCUGCUCGCAGGAUGCAGACGAGGCUGCGGGAGCAUAUGGCGAUCAUCACUGCAGUGCUACACGAGACGAGGGACAUCCAUGCGAGCACGCGGGAGGAAUUGAAGAGAAUAGCUUCCAUCUGUGCUCCUGCUCUUGCGCAAGGGUCUCAAGGCGCAACAUCAAUUGUAGAGACCAAGGAAGGGACGAGGAUGCAGCAAGCGUAUGGACAGGCCCGAACAGAACGAGGUCAUGACAACAUCGAAGCUGCAAGGAUGAGGGGAAGCGAGAAGGUACAGGGGAGAAAUGAAGAUCAAGAGGACGGAGAGCUGCAAGAGGAGCGUGAACUGCUUGUGCAGAAGGUGAGGGACUACAAGGAGCUGUCGGAACUACUGGAACGGGGGAUGGAACACAUGAGAAGAAAGCAUGAAGCUGCUGUACGGCAGGUGAAGGCAAAUGCUCUUCGACACGCGCAGCAGUUGAGGAGGAUGAUGAACUCGAUGCUUCUCCUUGUCCGCAGUGGUCAGCUACAGCACCUCCAAUCUCUCGACUUGCAAACUUUGUCAAAUAUGAUCGGAGGAAAUGAUCACGUAGGAGAUGAAGAGGGUUGA